AUGCAGAGUUCUCUGUCGGAAUCCUAUUAUUACGGCGCCCAGGAGUCCCAGUCCUCGCACUACAAGACUUUCUGUUUCCUCAGCAUCAACACCUUGAACAUCCAGCAACACACGGCGACAAGCGACCCCCCCACAACUCACAAUGGCACGCUUCCCACUCCCUCUCCUUCCACGCAUCGUCUUCGGCAUCAUCGAACCCAUCAUCCUGUGAGUAAUUACCUUCAACCCACGAAUGGCCCAUCAUACAAAGCAAAAAGGCCUAAUAAACCGCUGCCGUCCAGUCUUCGGCAGUAUUUCGUCAACAGAAGCGCCACCAUUAACUCCGACUUGACGGGGCCCGCCAUUGGCGCGGUGCUGCAGCUAGUUAAUCUCAUCCUGCUGCUUGCGCCCAUUUCAGUCAUGUGCUGCUUCUCGAGGGACCCGAGGACAGUCAAGUGGUAUUUGACUGCAAAGGUACUUGCGGAUUGUUUGCACGCCAGUGCUUCAUUUAUGGUUUUCAGUUAUGAGCCCCCAUUUGGCUCGUUGGAAUGGAACGACAAAGUCUGGGUCAAUGUGUGGGGAAGCUUGGGGCGGGCUCUGUUGAGGCAGUUGACUUUACUGGGCGUUUUUGGUUCGGUGUCUGCGGAGGACGAUGGUAAGGAUGGUGAAAAGAAGAACGCAUGA
Dichotomopilus funicola is the source of this 663-nucleotide messenger RNA. RefSeq lists its product as uncharacterized. NCBI's taxonomy places the organism in Eukaryota, Fungi, Ascomycota, Sordariomycetes, Sordariales, Chaetomiaceae. The transcript has a single exon. The coding region runs from base 1 to 663 and encodes 220 amino acids. The record is from RefSeq and is a predicted model, not a curated record.